GCGGUCGCCAAUGUCGCCGCGGGAUCGGCGCAUGGCUGGCGCAUUCUCACUUCAAACACAUUUCGACUCGAUGGCCGGACCGACGCUGCUCCGCAUCCUCGCGUGUGCCGCCACGUCCGCGGCCGUCCACGUCCAGGUGGACAUACGCGCCGGCGCCGUCAAGUCCCGCGGUGUCAACCUUGGCGGUUGGUUGGUGGCCGAGCACUGGAUGACUGCCGACGCGGGCAUUUGGAACGGGUUGCCAGGGGACGUGACAGGCCAAGGUGAGUACGCUGUCAUGCAAGCGCUCGGGCCAUACGAAGGCAACGCACGUUUCAAACGGCACUGGGAUACGUUCAUCACCGAGGACGACAUCAAGCAAAUCGCGUCCGCCGCCAAGUUGAACACGGUGCGAGUCCCCGUCGGGUACUGGAUCCAAGGAUGUGGACAUUUGACGGGCGCCCAGUGGGAAUACUGCAACAUGUUUCCCAAAGGUGGCCUUGAAUACCUGGAUACACUCGUCCGAAGCUGGGCCAAGACGCACAACGUAGCCGUGCUCGCGAGCUUGCACGGGGCUCCAGGGUCACAAAACGGUCAGGACCACAGCGGCGCCAUCUCGCCAGAGAUUUGUUGGGCCAAAUACCGUGAGAAUGUCGUUGCCACGAGAACGUUCGCCCGGUUUCUGGCGGCGCGGUAUGCAAACGACGUGGCGUUCCUGGGUCUGGGGCUUCUCAACGAGCCCGUGCCAGGAUAUACCGCCGCCAAUCCAGGCGUCGACUUUGCCACGUUGAGCCAGUACUACCACGACGUGGUCGCCGACAUUCGCGCGAUUUCGAACGACAUGCUCGUGGUCACGGCGCCGCUGUUGUACAACCAGGGUCCUGGUCCCGCCGCCGAAAACAUGGAGUCGUUCGAACCAUCCAUGACGCAUGCGUGGCACGACUGGCAUCCGUAUGUCAUUUGGGGCUACGGCGACCUGUCCGAGCACGAGUUGAUCACAGCCGCCGGCAAACGCAAGGCCGAUGUCAUCGCGUGGAAGGGCAAGCCGCUGUUCCUAGGCGAGUGGAGCCUCGUCACGCCGGGGGCGUCCUUCAGCGACAUGUCGUCGCCGCUCUUUCAACAGUUUGCGACGACAUAUCUUGGCAUGCUGCACGAGGCCAAGGGCGGUUGGACGUACUGGUCGUGGAAGAAAAGCGGCGACGAUGUCGGCAACCGAUACGACAAGUGGUCGCUGCGAUCGAUGCUCAACCUAGCCAACUCGUUGCAGAAGCAUCCUGACGAGCUCGAUGCGAUUGCCAUCUACGGCAGCGACGGACAAAGUCUGACCACAAAGCCAACGUGGCGGCUAGUCAACGACUUGACGUGGAUCAUGCAGAAUGGCCGCGCUAGUGAGUGGUGGUACAACCCCACGACGAAAACCCUCCGCAGCAAUCGCGACGACGGCCCGUGCUUGACUGCUGUCCACUCUGCCUACGUGCAAGGGUGGGCAUGUGGCUCGGGUCGCGACCAGCAGCAAUGGCUCGUUGAUUCGGAUCGCAUCCGCCUCGCCGGGACGUUCCCGCCGCUCUGUCUCGCCUCCAACCUGACAUUGUCGCCGUGCGUCGGCAACGAACCAACGCAGCGUUUUGCAAUCGGCCGCCAACACGUCGCGAUCAAGCGGCGCCAUGGCCCGUCGGUGUGGUUUCGAGCCGCCGCCGGCCAAGUCGCGGCGGUGAGUGCGCCGCCGCCGGAGUGGAUCAUCGACCAUGGCAAACUGACCGUCCAGGAUGCCGCGACCGGCAUGUGCUUGGAUGCGUUCCGCACCGACGGCAACGUGCACCUGUUUGAAUGCAGCGACGAAAACGUCAACCAAAAGUGGCUGUACGAUGCCCGAACUGCGCAGCUCCGCCACGCGACCCACGUCGGGUUUUGCCUGGACGUGUUUGACCGCCUGGACGGAACGAUGGGGUCUCACUUGUAUGGGUGCCAUGACGUCGACGACGUCGACAUUUGGAACCAGCAAUUCGACUUGGUCCCGAUCAAGACAACGUCGCCCGCGGCCGCCUAACGCGCCGUGUGAGGGCACCCGGUGGCCGAGAUGUAGACGAGUCCAUGUAGUGUGUGGUGCGUGUUGUUGAGCUGUCUUGAGGCAUUAAAAGGAUUUUUGCGGCAGGUUGGGAGGAUGCACAUAGACCCGAGCUCCGUUUUGUC
Molecule: messenger RNA, 2169 nt
Organism: Aphanomyces invadans
Lineage: Eukaryota; Oomycota; Saprolegniomycetes; Saprolegniales; Verrucalvaceae
Exons: 3
Coding region: 11-2026 (671 amino acids)
Biological process (GO): glucan catabolic process
Cellular component (GO): cell surface; extracellular region
Molecular function (GO): beta-glucosidase activity
Source: RefSeq, a predicted model, not a curated record